Molecule: messenger RNA, 1422 nt
Organism: Aspergillus puulaauensis
Lineage: Eukaryota; Fungi; Ascomycota; Eurotiomycetes; Eurotiales; Aspergillaceae
Product: aldehyde dehydrogenase family protein
Exons: 2
Coding region: 1-1422 (473 amino acids)
Molecular function (GO): aldehyde dehydrogenase (NAD+) activity
Source: RefSeq, a predicted model, not a curated record
AUGCCUCUCGAUACUACCACCUUCCGCAACGUCAUUAACGGCGAGCUGACCACCACAGCUGACACUCGCCACGGCAUCAACCCCGCCACCAAGAAGCCCAACCCCGAGGUCCCUGUCUCGACCCAAGACGACCUCGACCGCGCGGUAACCGCCGCAAGGGCUGCAUUCAAGACCUGGUCGCGCACCUCCUUCGACGAGCGUCGCAAGGCCAUCUCCGCCUUCGCCGACUCCAUCGAAGCCAACCAGGAUGCCCUCGCCGCCCUUCUAACCCAAGAGCAGGGGAAAUCCCUCGCCCAGGCCGCACAGGAAAUCGGGAUGGCUGUCCUCUGGGCCCGCAGCCUGUCCACCAUCGAGAUCCCCGAGACCGUCAUCCAGGACAAGGACGACUGCAAGAUCAUCCAGCGGUACACGCCGCUCGGAGUCGCCGGCGCCAUUGUCCCCUGGAACUUCCCUGUCGUGCUUGCUGUCGGCAAGAUCGUGCCCGCCGUGUACACCGGUAACACGGUCAUCGUGAAACCCUCCCCUUUCACUCCAUACUGUGAUUUGAAGCUCGCUGAGCUCGCAAUCCCCCAUUUCCCACCUGGCGUCAUCCAGGCCCUCAGCGGCGGCGACGACCUUGGGCCUAGAAUCACCGAACACCCUGGCAUCGACAAGAUCAGCUUCACGGGUUCUACAGUUACAGGCCGCAGAGUCAUGGCCAGCUGCGCAAAGACACUGAAGCGCGUAACCCUCGAACUGGGAGGCAACGAUGCUGCCAUUAUCUGCGACGAUGUUGACAUCGACAAGAUCAUUCCAAAUCUCGCAAUCCUCUCCUUCCUCAACUGCUCGCAGAUCUGCAUGAUGAUCAAACGCCUCUACGUGCACUCCAGCAUCUACGACACCUUCCUCUCCAAAUUCGUUGAAGCCGUCAAGGCCUUCCAGGUCGGGCCCGGCACAGACGAGUCCGCAUUCAUCGGGCCCGUGCAGAACAGCAUGCAGUACGAAAAGGCCAAAGACCUGUUCUCGUCUAUCGAGUCCCAGAAACUUAGCUCCGUCCUGGGUGGGAAGAUCUCAGAGUCUAGUGGAUACUUCAUCCCGCCUACGCUUAUUGAUAACCCGCCCGAGGAGUCAAGGGUUGUGCAGGAGGAGCCCUUCGCGCCUAUCCUGCCUCUGCUGAAGUGGGAUGACGAGGAGGAUGUCCUUGCUCGCGCGAACGCGACGGAGAGUGCGCUUGGUGCUUCGGUGUGGACGAAGGAUCUGGAGAAGGGUCGGCGCAUGGCGGAUCAAUUGCAGGCUGGCACUGUGUGGGUUAACAGCCACUUUGAGCUCUCGCCGUUCGCGCCGUUUGGGGGGCAUAAGAGUUCAGGAAUCGGGACUGAAUGGGGGGUGCAUGGGUUGACGCAGUACUGUAACUCGCAGUCGGUGUGGAUUAAGAAGGCGUAG